Molecule: messenger RNA, 2825 nt
Organism: Saprolegnia parasitica CBS 223.65
Lineage: Eukaryota; Oomycota; Saprolegniomycetes; Saprolegniales; Saprolegniaceae
Exons: 3
Coding region: 1-2751 (916 amino acids)
Biological process (GO): transmembrane transport
Cellular component (GO): membrane
Molecular function (GO): ATP hydrolysis activity; ABC-type transporter activity; ATP binding
Source: RefSeq, a predicted model, not a curated record
AUGGCCGACGUUCGCACCGAGCUGGCGGCGGCGCCAACGUACGGCAGCGCGCCCGCGACUGCGUCGCCGUCGCACCUCCUCGACGCCCGCGUCAAGCUGCUUCGGCUACUCGACAUGCGCAAGUGGCACUACACGUACAUGCUCGUGGCAUUCGUCGACUUUCUCGGGCAAAUGGUGUUCCUUGCGUUCACGUCGCCGAGCCUCGACCGCUUUGAGUGGUACGUGAUCCUCUCGGUGACGCUCUCGUGCGGCUGCAUGGCCCUCUACCUCGCCGACAUGUCGGUGCGUCUCCUGACGCUGCGCACGCUCCUCUGCACGAACGUGGCGUCCGUCCUCGACUUGGUCGUGCUGCUGGCGAUGGCGAGCCUCCUGUACCUUCGCGUCUACGUUCCCGCGCACGUCUACAACUGCGUGCUCGGGUACUUUCUCUUGGCCGCUCUCCACAUUGUGCUCAAGCCGCGGGCGCGAGCGUUCUCCAAGAAGUUCCACAAGUUCCGCGCCGACUUUGAGCGUAUCCACAUCUCGGUCGCGAGCGUGCGCCUGAGCUUGCGCCGCAUCCCGGGCAUGGCGCCAGCCGCCAUCGACGCGCUGGACCGCGAUCUCUCGAUGCUCGCAGUCGGCAACGACGCAGGCGACAUGACGCACGACAAGUUGCUCGUGUUUCUCGAGAAAGCGCUUCUGUACAAGCCCAAGGACGUGCCAACAUCGGAUUUUCUCUCGUACUUGCGCAACAUUGACGCCUCAACGCAUGCAUACGGAACGCUCGACGUCGUGCGCAGUACGCUUGGGCACUGGUCCACGCAGCGCUGCGACCUCUUCAUGGUGUGCCUCGUGGUCUGCAUCAACGCGAGUAUCAACCCGAUCCAAGCCUAUGUGCUCAACCACCUGGCCGACCACGCGUUCCCUGCGUACGGCGCCUCGGCCAACGCAACGGUCUCGGACGCCGACUUGGACGCGGCCUUGGCGACCGGUGUCACCGGGCUCCUCUGCCUCUGCAUCCCGUUUGCGUUUGGCGAUGCGCUCAUGGGCUUUUUUCAGAGUAAAAUGAUCUCGAAAGCGACGGCCCAAGUCCAGACGUCGCUGCUCGACACGGUGCUGCAGCAGAGCGCGGCGUUUUUCCUCACGCGCUCGGACGGCGACCUCAACAACGUCUUCCAGAGCGACCUCGCGCGCGUCAACGGGCUCUGGCAAGCCGUCUUUUGGAACCUCAUCAAUCCGUGCGUCUCGAUCGCGUUUGGGUUCGGGUACCUUCUCUACUACAAGCCGUGGCUCGGCCUCCUCUCGUUUGCGUUUGCGCUCGUGCUCGUCACGUCCGGUCCGCAGGGCUUUGCGGCCAAGCAGAGCAAGCUCUUUGGCUCGAAAAAUGCCUACGUCGCGUCGGAUUUUGCCAACGCCGUCGCGUGUCAAAAGGUCGUGCGCGCCUACGCGCUCGAAACCACCCUCGUCCGCAAGUUCAAGGCCGUCGUCGCGACGCUCCAAAUCGCGCAGUUUGCCAAGGAUUUCUGGAGCGGCAUUGUCCAAAUCUACGUCGAGUCGGCCAUGUACAUCUUCGUCGCGACCAUGACCGCCGGCCUUGCGAUCCAAGUCCGCCACGGCAGUCUCUCGGCCGGUGAGUUCUUCUCGUUCGUGACGAUGCUCGCGCGCAUCUCGACGCCCGUGACCGUCCUCGGCGGCUUCAUGCGCGUCGCCAUCGGAAACGCAUCGAGCCUCCAGCGCAUCGACCAGCUCCUCGCGCUCGCACCACCGUCGCCGCCACCAACCACAUCGUCGUCGUCGCCGUCGUCGCUGGGCACGGAGGUGAUGCCGCCGCUGGCGUCCGACUUGCAGUUCCACGAUGUUGUUUUCCAGUACACGCCAACGGGGCCGCUCGUGCUCAACGGUCUCACGGCGAAAGUUCCCAAGGGCGCGUACACGUGCAUUGUCGGGCCGAGCGGGUGCGGGAAGAGCUCGCUCCUCAACUGCCUCAUGCAGUCGGUCGACUUGAAGGCCGGUGCGAUUUCGGUCGACGGCGCGGACCUCCGCCGCUUCACGAAGCCCAGUGUGAUGGCCGAGACAGCGGUCGUCUUCCAAGACGGCGGUAUCCUCAACGGCACGAUUCUCGACAACAUUCGGUACGGCAAAUUGAACGCGACUGACGCCGAGUGCAUCGAAGCCGCCAAGCUCGCGGAAGCCGACAAGUUUAUCUCGACGCUGCAGGACGGGUACCAUACCGUCAUGGGGCAGCACGCAACGUGCAACAUGAGCGGCGGCCAGGUCCAGCGCGUGUGCUUGGCGCGGGCGCUCGUGCGGCAGCCGAGCCUGCUCCUUCUCGACGAGGCGACGAGUGCGCUGGACCCCGAAACGGAAGCCUCGAUCGUCCGCACGCUCGAGCGGUUGGCCAAAACCAUGCGCAUGACGAUUCUUUCGGUGACGCACCGCUUGUCGACGGCGCGCCACGCCGACUUGAUUCUCGUGCUCAACCGCGGCGUCGUGGCCGAGCAAGGCACGUACGACGACUUGGUCGAGGUGCAGGACGGGCUCUUUGCCGACAUGGUCGCCCAAGCCACGUCGGCCGACGAGGAAGCGACGCCGAAGAAGCCCAAGAAGGACGAUUCGAGCCAUGCGCUGCGAGCGUUCGUCGACGCGCUCGCGACGCGCGCCAAAUGGAACGCGUCGAUGCUGCACGCGCCUUCGCUGCGCCGCAUGACGACGUCCGGCUUGGACACUGAGGACGGCGCCAAGGGCCCGGCCACGACGUACGCGGUCUUGUAAGCCCCCACAAACACGCUUUUCCAGUUUUGAACGCUUCACAUCAUACUGAGCUAUAAUGGAUGGCAACUCUCGAC